Molecule: messenger RNA, 1257 nt
Organism: Micromonas pusilla CCMP1545
Lineage: Eukaryota; Viridiplantae; Chlorophyta; Mamiellophyceae; Mamiellales; Mamiellaceae
Exons: 1
Coding region: 1-1257 (418 amino acids)
Biological process (GO): sulfate assimilation; phosphatidylinositol phosphate biosynthetic process
Molecular function (GO): 3'(2'),5'-bisphosphate nucleotidase activity
Source: RefSeq, a predicted model, not a curated record
AUGGCUCUCCGCGCGAUUCUCGCUCGCUCGUCGUCUCACCCCGCCGCGCCCCCGCCGUCCUCCCCCACCCCAUCUCCGACGACAGUCACCGCGAUCCGAGCGGCGUCCGCGGCGAAACCCGCGCCCGCGUCGUCCCCCGCGGGGGGCGCGUACGCCCUCGAGCUCGAGGUCGGCCUCGACGCCGUGCGCAUGGCGUCCACGCUGUGCGAGGAAGUCCAAGCGCAGCUCAUGCGACAGGACGAGACCGCGGACACGAAGGACGACCGGUCGCUCGUGACGCUCGCGGACUACGCCGCGCAGGCGAUCAUCGCGUGGCGGAUCCAGCAAGAGUGGCCGGACUUCACGAUGGUGGGCGAAGAAGACGCGGAGGCGCUGACGGAGGGCGGCGAAGGCGGCGCGCAGACGCUCGAAAAGAUCACCGCGCUCGUGAACAAGACGCUCGCGAAGCACAAGGGCGACGCCGCGCCCACGCUGUCCUCCACGGAGAUCGUCGCCGCGAUCAACAAGGGCGGCGGGAAGGGCGGGAAAGGCCGCCACUGGAUCUUGGACCCCGUCGACGGCACGCUCGGGUUCGUGCGCGGGGACCAGUACGCGAUCGCGUUGGCGCUCAUGGAGGACGGCGACCUCAAGGUUGGCGUGAUGGGGUGCCCGAACAUGCCCAAGACGGGCGAAGUCUUGGAGUACGACUCGUCGUACACGUACGGGUUCUCGCCGUCGAUGGUGACGAAGAUGCUCGCGGGCGAGUCCGUGGGGUGGUACAAGGGCUGCAUCUUCGCCGCGGUGAAGGGCCGAGGGUGCACGGUGGAGCCGUGCGACGCGAGGAUCAAAGCCGCGCCGACGCCGGUGACGGUGUCGGACGCGUUCGACCCCGUCAGCGCGAAGUUUUGCGAGCCGGUCAUGAAGGCGAACAGCUCGCAGGGGUUCACCGCGUCCGUGGCGGAUAACCUCGGGAUCGCGUCGAAACCGCUGAGGGUGUACUCGCAGGUGAAGUACGGCAGCGUCGCGCGCGCGGACGCGGACGUCUUCAUGAAGUUUCCGAAAGCCGGGUACAAGGAGAAAAUUUGGGACCACGCCGCGGGGGUGAUCAUCGUCGAAGAAGCGGGCGGGAAGGUGACGGACGCGGGCGGCGCGCCGCUGGACUGGGCGGGGGGGCGGUACCUCGACACGUUAGAUCGCGGGAUCGUCGCCACGAGCGCGGCGCUGCACGAGCGGCUCAUGGACGCCGUGUCUAAGAGUUGGUCGUCGUCGCAGUUGUGA